AGGGACUGAAAACCAAGUGAGGAGAUGCCCUCAUAUUGCCUGGGAAGAUGGAGGUCUGCACAGAGGAAAGAAAAUAGGCACAUUGUCUGCUCCUGGUGUCUAUCCAGGGUCCCUGAAGGAAACAGAGGGUGUGUGACAGUCAAGAAGAUUCACAGCGUACUACGCCAGAGAAUACAGAGAGGAUAAAUGAUGCAGUUAGAAGAACUGCACAACCAUGGGAAGACAUCCAGUCCCUUCACAGCGUUGCUCAACACCGAGAAAGUUGGACAGUGAAACCAUCAUCUGGAAAUCGGUCAGGCCGGGGAGCUUUGACAUCUCAUCAGAUCUGAAACUGGUCAGUGGUGUGGACCCUUCCAUCAGAACCAACCUUUCUGAAGGUUCGGCUGUGGGUGAUCGAUCAGGGUGAGGCUGGGAAGAAGUGUGAGUGGCUCCAAAUGUGGUGAGAGCUUCAAUCAUUCAUCAAGCCUCAUGAACCACUGACCCAUUCCUACAGGGGAGAGGGGUGUGAGAACAGCUCAGUGUCUAACAAAAGGUGUAAUUGGUGUAUGCCUGUGAAUACAAGGUCAGCUUUAUGGAACAAAAACGUUUCAAAUGUGAGGUUUGUGACAAAGCCUUUGUGAAAUCUACCCACCUCCUGAUACACCAGAGAAUACACACAGGGGAGAAACCAUUCAGAUGUCAGGUAUGUCAGGCAGCUUUCACCCAAUCUUCCAAUCUCCUGACACACCAGAAGUUUCACACAGGAGAAAAGCCAUUCACGUGCAAGGUUUGUGACAAAUCUUUCUUGCAAUCAUCAUGUCUCCGUGCACAUCAACGUAGUCACACUGGGGAGAAACCGUUCAGGUGCAAGGCUUGUGAUAAAUCAUUCUCACUAUCUUCAACUCUCCACCGACACCAACGUACUCACUCAGGGGAAAAACCGUUUGUGUGCAAGAUUUGUGACAAAUCAUUUUCACAGUCAUCAACCCUUCGUGCACACCAACGCACUCACACCGGAGAAAAACCUUUCUUCUGCAAUGUGUGUGAUAAAUCAUUCACACAGUCAGGGAACCUCCGCAUACACCAACGCACUCACACAGGGGAGAAACUGUACAAAUGUUUGGAGUGUGAUAAAUCAUUCCCUGACUCAUCAAGACUCCUGCUCCAUCAGAGGAUUCACACAGGAGAAAAACCAUUCAUAUGCGAGGUGUGUGAGAAAUCAUUCUCAAAGUCAUCGAACCUACGUGCACACCAACGUAUUCACACUGGGGAGAAGCCGUUCACCUGUGAUGUAUGUGAUAAAUCAUUUUCGGAGUCAUCAAACCUCCAUAAACAUCAACGCCUUCAUGCAAGAAGUUAAGCAAGGGAAGCAGAUGUACGUCACUAAUAUCCUGUUCACAGCUGCACUCUCUCUGAAGGAAGGUAAUGCUGGGACAGAAUGUGGAGCCUUCCAAACUUAACCAGCAACAGCACGACGUGCCAGGAGUCAUCCACCCGGCAAAGACAUUGACGAUGUCAGAACAGUGUCUUUUCCAGAUAAAAUGAACAACACAAUGAGAUGCAACUCUUCAAAUGUUGCAGAAUGUUGUGAUGGCCAUUAAGGAUAUGCUUUUUACUAGAUAAGAGUAUUGGGCAAACAGAUGAGGUGAUUGUCCAAGAUGGCAUCUUGUACAAAAGGAGCAGAGUCAAUAUCCCUCAGGAGAUGUUGAAAGGCAUUCUACACAAGCCAUCAAGGAAUUGGGUCUAGUCUGAGGAAGGUAAGAGAAGUGCUGUACUGGCCAAACACGGGCAAUGAGAUGAAGGACCACAGUACAGAGCUUGUAACGAACAUCAAACUAAACAUGAUAAAGAGUUGAUCUUGACUCAUUACAUCUCAGACAGCCCAGAGAUGAAACUUGGUGUCGAGCUCUUCACUCUCACUGGAACUGAUCGGCUUGUCACCGUGGAAUAUUAUUCAGAUGGCGGGGAGUUAGACCAGCUGACAUCACCAACUCCCUGUCGGAUUGUCUGAAAACACACUUCAGUCAUCAUGAGAUUCCUGACACUGUGAUCAGUGACAGGGACCUCAAUUCACAAGGGAAGAAUUCAGACAUCUCAGCAAUGAUUUUGAAAUUCAGCACCACAUACCAUCUGCCAAUCAAUUGGAAAAGCUGGGGCAAUGGGGAAAUUGCCAAAGGAAUCGUCAAAAACGCAAGUACAUCAAGCACAGAUGUGUACAACACAACAAAAGGCACAGUUUUACAGUUGCUAAAAGCUCCUAAGGUUGUCAGUGACUGAUAGCAGAGCACACCCAGGCCACUCUGCCAGUUGAUAAAAAACUUACUGAGUCCAGAAUUAAUGACAACAGUGGGUGAGAAGAUGGAAGAGAAUUGACAGAAAUUUAAUAACACUGCCAAAAAUUGUGGCAGGAGCAGAGAGUUGGAGUGCCAUUCAGAGUAUAAACAUUCAAUGCAUUCAACAAAACUCAGCUCCCAAGGUCACCUGGGACCUAUGGACAGAAGUUGCACUCUAAAAAUUACUGCUCAGAUCUAUCAUCGGAACUGCAAGCAUCUACCCGCAACUAAAGAAGCUGUUCCUUCACAGCAGAUAGAGUCUGAAAAGGUCGAUCUGAUUUCAAAUAUUGAGAAAGCAACUCAACAGUCAUGAAUCUCAAUCAUUCCUGAAUGAAAGCACCAGAUCAGCAGCAUUAAUCAACACAGCAGCAAUACUUGCCACAAUAACCAUAUUGCCCCAAGAAGUGAAGUCACCUCAGUAACUAGAUGACAUGGAAUGACUAGCUCACUGACAACUUGUAAGCGUAACAGUACAGAAGUUGAAUGCUUUAAAAUUAUAUGGGUAAUACUGGAGACAGAUGAAAUUGAAACAGCAUAGAAAGAACCAACAGAUUUUUCUCCAUGUGUGAUCAUUUUCUUUGUAAAAUA
This is a messenger RNA of Hemiscyllium ocellatum (epaulette shark), 2900 nucleotides long. RefSeq names its product zinc finger protein 454-like. Gene Ontology annotation, molecular function: DNA-binding transcription factor activity, RNA polymerase II-specific; RNA polymerase II cis-regulatory region sequence-specific DNA binding. The record is from RefSeq and is a predicted model, not a curated record. Gene Ontology annotation, biological process: central nervous system development; regulation of transcription by RNA polymerase II. The transcript has 3 exons. Lineage: Eukaryota; Metazoa; Chordata; Chondrichthyes; Orectolobiformes; Hemiscylliidae. Gene Ontology annotation, cellular component: nucleus. The coding region runs from base 572 to 1339 and encodes 255 amino acids.